This is a messenger RNA of Chiloscyllium plagiosum (whitespotted bambooshark), 3066 nucleotides long. NCBI's taxonomy places the organism in Eukaryota, Metazoa, Chordata, Chondrichthyes, Orectolobiformes, Hemiscylliidae. The record is from RefSeq and is a predicted model, not a curated record.
ACAAACGAAAUAAACUGGUCGUUUAAUCGAUUUAUGAUCCUUGUACGCUCGCCGACUGUGGAUAUGAGUCGGUGCCGGCCGGGGUCACGGCUACGAAUGUCUCCAGCUUUUGUUUUGCACUGGUAGAUAUUUCCAACUAAUGUUCCUCAACCGGCUGAGUUCAAUAGGAGAUUGAUCAGAACCUCCACCCAAUCAUUGGUUGUUCAAUCCACCAGAGGGGGUACCCUGGCUUCUGCACUCUGGCCGUGUGGUUUCUGCUUCGAUCGUUUCCAACAGCAACUUGCGGGUUACAUAAAAUUGCCGCGAAAAAUGUAUCCAAAUGCUUAGCAGAAAUAAAAGCAGACCAUGGGGAUUCAAGGAUUACUGCAGUUUGUUAAGGAAGCCUCAGAACCAAUUCAUAUCAAGAAGUACAAAGGACAGACUGUGGCAUUGGAUAUGUACUGCUGGCUGCACAAAGGAGCUUUUGCAUGUGCUGAUAAAUUAGCACAAGGAGAACAGACUGAUCAAUAUGUCAAUUAUUGUAUGAAAUUUGUUGAAAUGUUGGACUCAUUUGGAGUCAAGCCAAUCUUAGUUUUUGAUGGAUGCACUUUACCUUCUAAAGAAGCAGUUGAAAAGGCUCGAAGAUUACGUAGGCAAGCAAACUUGCAGAAAGGAAAGCAGUACCUUCGCGAAGGGAAGACAAAAGAAGCUAGAGAGUGUUUUACCCGGUCUGUCAACAUAACAUCUGCCAUGGCUUAUGAAGUCAUAAAAGCAGCAAGAAUGAGGGGAAUGGAUUGUAUUGUAGCACCUUAUGAAGCAGAUGCUCAAUUGGCUUACUUAAAUAAGAUUGGCAUUGCUCAAGCAGUUAUUACAGAAGAUUCAGAUCUGUUGGCAUUUGGAUGUAAAAAGGUUGUACUGAAAGUGGACAAGAAUGGGAAUGGCAUAGAAAUUGACAGAGCUCAGUUUGGCAGAUGUAAACAGCUCGGCAACAUAUUCACUGAAGAGAAGUUCAGAUAUAUGUGUAUUUUAUCGGGAUGUGAUUAUUUGGCAUCUAUUCAUGGAAUUGGUUUAGCGAAAGCAUGCAAGCUUCUAAGGAUUGCAAACAAUCCAGAUAUCAUUACGGUUAUUAAGAAAAUGGGGCAAUAUCUGAAGACAAACCUGACUGUUACAGAAGAAUAUAUAGAUGGAUUCAUUCGGGCAAAUAACACAUUUCUAUACCAAUUGGUGUUUGAUCCAUUGAAACGGAAACUUGUUCCUUUAAAUGCUUACUCAGAUGAUGUUGAUCCAGAAGUACUUGACUAUGCUGGGCGUCAUUUUGGUGAUGAGAAGGCUCUUCAUAUAGCUCUUGGAAAUAUAGAUGUCAGAACAUUGGAGACCAGAGAUAAUUAUAACCCGUGUAGUUUCCAGACUCCAGCGAAAAUUACUCUUGGGAAAAAUGACAAAGCAGUGACGAAGCAGGAACUGCCACAUAUGCUUAGUAUAUGGAGUAAAGAGUACAGAACAUGUGAAAAUCAACUUUCAGUCCCAAAGGCACAAAUAUCACCAGAAAGACCCUGCACUCUGGGUAAAGAGAAAAUUAUCAACAUCAAAAGAUUAAAACUUUCCAAUAGAGAGAUGAUGGCUAAAAGAUCAAGAGAAGAUGAAGGCAUUUCGGAUGGAGAUUUGUUAAGUCAGUACUCCUUUCCAAGUAGCAAAAAACAAAUUAUUGAAAAGUGCCUAUCUCCACAAUCUCCUUCAGAAGAGGAGGAAUCCUCAUCAGUGGGCCACUCAGUCAAGGAUGAAAAUCCAAGGCCUCAUCACAAGAUACGGAAUCGGUUUGCUACCAUUUUGCAAAAGAGAAAUCAGGAUUCAGGUGCCAUUGUUGUUCCUGGAACCAGAAGCAGGUUCUUCUGUAGUCCCAAAGAAGCUUGUGUUGUAUCUGAUCAAAAAACUGGAACCAAAGCAUUACCUGAUGCAACAGGAAAAUGCAAGGAUUUUAACUCGAUUAGUUUUUUUAAUAGUGAGGAAAAUAACACCUUUACAAAUAUAAAGAAAAAUGAAUGUGAGCAAUAUGAACAGUCCCCUGAACUUUUGAACACUAGUCCUAAUGCCAAUACAACUCCCUCAGAUUUGAAUUCAGUGGCCAGAAGACGUUUAAGUGCUUUCAGUUGGUCUGGAGGUCUGGAAGAAAAAUCGAGGAUGCCCAAUCCUGCUGCUGAUUUAUCUGUAUUGCAGCAAUUCUGCAGAAAGGUGGGAUCUUCACCUGUAAGUGGAUAUAAUGAGAGCAAAGUACAAAACAAUCGGAGUGCAAUCCAGAACAAGCCAAGCCUGCUAGAACGAUGUGAGGAAUCCUUAGAUGAAAACUCUGAAAUGAUGGCCUCUCCACAAUCUCCUCUUGGUGUUAGUUCUUCUCUGGACAGUUCUUGCAGUGGUUUUGAUUCUUUGGGCUCUUCUCAAAAGUCGAGGAAUUCUGAUUUGGAUGAAACUAGUAACAAAGCAACAUCAUGUGAUCAAGUUUGCAGUCCUGUCACAUUGCCAGAAUUAUCUGUAACUGUAAAGCACAGGGUACCUGGGUUACAAAAGCUGAGCCCUGGAUCUUUAAGCAUGUCCACUAAACUGAAGCUCCCAGGACCAGCCAAAGCCAGUGGUUUAAACAAAAGAUCACUGUCACUACAGAGAAGGACAUUUGCCCCAAAUAAUGAGAACAAGCCUGAACUGCAAGCAACAAUCCAUGAUUUAUGGCAGAAGUUUGGAUUUAAGGGGGAGUCCAAGAAGCUUCAAUCCAGUCAAAAAUCUGACCCAAUGUCUCCCGUAAAGGACAACUUACAAAUAUUGACCCCAGAGACUGAUCAAAGUAUUUUAUUGAAAUCCGAAUGUAGUUCUGUUCAAAGGGCCAUACAGUGGUGAGGAAAUCCAUGAAGAUAUUUAAACUUGCUUCAAUUUACCUAGGAAUAUUUAACCAUAACAAGUUUCUUUAUUUUAGCCAGAAUGAAAAUAUAGAGUUGGUGUGGUGCAAGGUGCUACAUACCUGCCACUGAUAGAAAAUGUGCUUGAUGUGUAAUGGCAGUUACUAGUAUUAAAUCUUUUAUAAUGUAUUUAAUGACUGAA